Molecule: messenger RNA, 2577 nt
Organism: Caenorhabditis remanei
Lineage: Eukaryota; Metazoa; Nematoda; Chromadorea; Rhabditida; Rhabditidae
Exons: 16
Coding region: 1-2577 (858 amino acids)
Biological process (GO): protein demethylation; regulation of transcription by RNA polymerase II
Molecular function (GO): transcription coregulator activity; histone demethylase activity
Source: RefSeq, a predicted model, not a curated record
AUGGAGCAAGUUAGAAUCAAUUCUGGAUCAACACCUUCGGAUGUCACAAUGGACUUUGAUCAUCAAACCAGUGCUAAUGUUGAUACCCGUGCAAAUCUCAUGGAAAUUGCUGAAGUCAAGCAGAUCAAUAUGAUGGCUAACGGAGAAAACAAGAAUAAUGGAGAUGGAAUGUUGGCUGGAGAAAAUGCCUCAGAGAAUGGAAAAAACGUGCCAUCAGGAAACAUGUGCAAUGACAAUGAAAGAUCACCACUCUAUUCGGCAAAUAAUGCGAGCAAUUCUUCUGAGCAGCUCGAUAUGCUCGACGUCGAUAGUUCUCCACUUAUCUUGGCAGGAAGUGGUGAAGCUGUUUCUGGUGAAUCUGUUCAAGAAAUAACAGAAAUUGAGACUGUCACUAACGGCAACGAAGUUGAAAAACAAGAAACUAGAGCCGACAUGUUGCACAACGGAGAAGAUGAAAGCCAAGCAACCAAAGACCAACAAUCGGAACUGGCCAGUGGUGAGGACUCGUCUUCACUCCACGUAACUUCUGAGCACGAUCUUGUUGCUAGUUCUGAACCAGCGGCUACAACAACAACAGCAGAAAAUGGUGACGAUGCCACCGACAUCGCCGGUCCUUCCACUAGCAUGGCUCCGGGAGCAGAUACAGCCGCUGUUGCCAGAAAAGUGAAGGUUACAACAAAAAAGGCCAAAAAAGAUAAAGAAGAAGAGGAACUUCGCGCCGCGCAUAUGUUCUCGGAGUUUUCACUGCGAGUUCGAAAAACUGCCGCACCAGCUGAACCUCCAAAAUUUUCAACAAAGUUAGAAACUACUAAAACCAGUAGUGCAUCAACCAAAAAGGGAUCUUCGAGCAAAAUGCAUUCUGGAGAACCGAGUACAAGCUCCGCGACAGCCGGCACUUCCACUCCAGCAGAGACUCCCGUUGUGACGAGUGUCUCCCCCACAAAGCGACGAGACCGUCGCCCAAAUCCGAUUCCACGUAUGAGGUCCUCCGCAAAGCCGAAAGCAGCAAAGACCAGUGGUGCAUUGGCAAGAAAGAUAACUGCAAACACUAGAAAACCAGACGUGCCAAGCUCGAGCUCCUCGACAACCGUCUCUUUCACUCCUGCCGAAAAGAAUGUGUCCGCCACGAAGCGCAGAGAACGUCGCGCCGCUCCUAAUCCAUCUCGUCACCCCGCCCCCAUUCCACCACGAAAUGUCGCUCCGCCACGUGCAAAUAAUACUCGUCGUGCUCCUUUACAAAUUCCUCCUCUGCCACAGUUCAAUGAUAAGAAGGCCUUCAUUGCUGCAAUUUCAAAAUUCCGCAAACAAGGCAAUAAGGAGUUCAUGAGAACGUUUGUGGCGGGAGAACAUCUAUUUGAGAACAAAGAUGUUGGCGUUAAAUAUUGGAACGAUGGACACAAUUAUGAGCAAAAAAUAGGGGAAUUUAAUUGUGUCCAUCUUUUCAAGACGAAGGAUGGUCUCGAGUUUGAAUACCCGGAGAAGCUGAAGCUGGCUAAUGUCCGGAGUUUCAUUCCAGGAGCAACGAAACUCAAAAUAAUAGACUCAUACAGUCAGCAGUCUGCCGACAUGGAAAUGAAUGAUUUGGUGGCGGCUUUCAAGACGGAUAGGCCAAACCGGACAGCGGCCUUUAAUCUAUUAAGUUUUGAGGCUAGAAAUACCAAGCUUCAAAACAAGAUCGCUGUCCCAAAGUUUGUCCGGAAUUCAUCUAUUGUGGACAAACUCACGAAACAAUUGGAAGAGAAGAAAAAAGAAGUUUUGGACACAAUGAGAAACACAAAGGAACGGCGAGAGAAAUUGAAGGAUAUUGGCAACAAAAUUUGGUCGAUGCCACAGUACCAGAAGUUUGUACUGUUAUCUAUGCAGGAUUCUUUUACAGACAUUCACAUAGAUUUCAGUGCAACAUCGGUAUAUUAUCAUGUUGUAGAAGGUCGCAAAAUAUUCUACGUCGCCAGGCCAACUCCGGAGAAUCUGAAAGUUUAUAAAAAGUAUGAGACUGACGUCAAUGUCCCAAAGGAGUGGAUUGGAAAAAAGUUGUUCUCGGAGUUCCAAAGAGUGGAGAUCAAGAAGGGAGAGACGGCCAUGAUCCCUUCUGGAUAUCUCCACUUUGUUUACACUCCGGAGGACUCUCUGGUCAUUGGCGGAAAUUUUCUGAUGGAGAAGUAUUUGCAAUGGCAGUUUGAGCUCACCGCCAUUGAGGAAGAGUCAUUGAGAUUGAAACGAAUCGAUCUGAAUCAACUUUAUCUAGGAUUCUACAACGUUAUGUGGGCCUAUGCCGAGGAGUUGUUGGCAAAGAUUGAGGCUGGAAAUCCAAGUGCUGAGACGAUUCGACUUUCCGACACCGUGAAGGGUCUAUUGAACCCAGAGAGGAUUCCUGUUGACCCCAGAGAGGCCAAGGAUUGGUACUCAGAGGAGCAGAAAAAAACGAUUGCGGAGAAAAUGGAGAGAGCAUUAGCACAGCCGCCACAACCAAAUGUGCCUACUGUCCAGGCAACCGUGCCUGCCCAACCAGCCGCCUCAAACAAACGUCGAGCUCCAACUAGUUCCUCAAGAAAGCCACCUGCCAAGAGAAGACAUUAA